Molecule: messenger RNA, 824 nt
Organism: Macroventuria anomochaeta
Lineage: Eukaryota; Fungi; Ascomycota; Dothideomycetes; Pleosporales; Didymellaceae
Exons: 1
Coding region: 125-544 (139 amino acids)
Source: RefSeq, a predicted model, not a curated record
GUCCGCGGUAUCAAAUUCACAAUUCGAAGAAAUAUCAACCCAAAUAAUGCUCGAGCAACUUCCGUGUUGAAGGUUACAAGCGUUGGGUCUCAGUGACAUCGGAAACACAGCGGGCGGAAACCAGAUGACGCCGAUUGGACGCCCGCUGAAUCGCGCAAGCCGUACAUUGCACCAUCUAAACGGCUGUUCCUUGGUUCGGCUUUGUUGCUGCGAACGUGGGGAAGCCGCUCACGUUGCCGUUUCAAAGACUGAAGAUUUCGUUCCUCGCUUCCUGAACCACAAGAUCUCCGUGGAGGAAACAUCUCCACUUCGUAGCUUUCGUGCAUCAUGCCUUGACCGCAAUGCCGAAGCAAAGCCCUCAGGCGUUGAGGCGCAAGGACGAGCAUAUGGCGGACCUCGUACUCAUCCUUCGAAUAUUUGCGAGGACACAGCUGCACUGCAACAGCUGAAUGAAGCGUCACAGUACUCACCCUCUACACUCCUACUUUCCGUAGUUGGACAGACCCUUUCUUGCAAAGUUACAAAAAUCUAUUUCCAUCUUUAGGGCAAUUUCACUUUUGUUUCUUGCUAUAAAGAGAGCGUUGUGAAUAGUCAUUCUUGCGUUUGGUACGCUCUCAAGGAAACAAUAUUGUCACAAGUUCUCUGACUGCCAUGCUAAGGACAUGGAAACAGUUGCAUACAGGUUUAUCUUUGCAUGCUCAUACACGGUUGACUGGAUGGGAGAUCGAGUCAAAAGAUCCAGAUCUCAAGUUGUGUCCUUGAGAUACAUCUCCGGUGCAAAAUUGCUUUUGAACAUCAUGUAAAUAUUCAUAGCACAAAACGAC